AUGAGUUUAAAUUUCAGUAUAGCUAAUGUAGUAUAUGUUAAGAAUCUUUCAAGUGAUAUAACUGAAGAGAAUAUAAGAGAAAAAUUUGGUUCUUGUGAUGAAAUAAUAAGUAUUACAUUUAAGAAUUUUCCAGGACUUAAUCAGAAAUAUUGUCAAAUUGAAUUCAAGACAUCAGAAGGUAUAACAAAUGCAUCUAGGUUAAAUGGAGAAUCUCUUUUGAAUGUCCCUAUGGUUGUGAGUGUCAUAGAACCCAUAAUAAAUAAUACUAAUUUGAGUGAAUUAUCUACAACGGAAUGUGAUAAAAAUGUAAAUAGUUUGUUAGAUGUUCGAAACAGUAUAACGAAUCAGGGUGUACAAACUCUCCUUUUACAAAAACAAGUAAUAUCUGAACAGAAAAAAAGACUCGUUGAUUUUCAAAACUCAUUAAAUGAAAAAAAUAACAAAUUUGAUGUUUUUUCAAAAAUUGUGUAUAUGGAAAAUAUCCCAGAAAAGUACGGUGAAGAAGAUAUUAAGGCAUUUUUUCAAAACGUCGGAAAUACCACAAGUUAUAAAUUACAAUACAACGAACAGAAAAAGGUACACACGGCUUUUGUCGAAUUUAAAAAUGAAGAGCAUGCGAAAGCAGCUUUAAAUUUAAGUGGAACCAAAGUAGGACUACAUGAGAUAUGUAUAAGAGAUGCAUAUAGCUUAAUUAAUGACAAAGACAUUUUAAAAAAUAAUUUUUCAUUUUAUAGUAAUAAUACAACGGGUGAGAAUAGUAGCAACAAUCUUGUGAAUACAAAUACAAUUAUGAACAGUACAAAUAAUUUGGCAAUUAUAAAUAAUAUGAAUAACAUUAAUAAUAUUAAUAAUAAUAAUAAAUUUUUAUUAACAACUAAUCCAAAUGUUAAUCAAAAAGUAGAAAAGGUAUUAGCUUUAAAAGAAAAGCUAGCCAUGAAAUUAUGUGCCAUGUAUAACCCAAAUAUGCUCCUAGUAAAUAAUUUAGUUCAAGCAACAAAUCCAUAUUUAUUAAAUGUAAAUAAUACAGAAAAUGCAAACCUCCAACAAAUUAAUUUAGAAACUGCAAAUUCAAGACAAGAAGGAAAACGUAAUGAUACGCAAAAUGAUAAAACUGAAAAAGAAAAUGAAAAAGAAAAUGAAAAAGAAAAAGAUAAAGAAAAUGAAAAAGAUAAAGAAAAAGAUAAUAACUCAAUAGAUAAAAGUUCCUAUGAUAGACAUCGGGAAAGAAAAAAAUCAGAUAAUAUAAAAAUUAAAAAAUAUAAACAUAAAAAUUCAACAAGUAGUAAAUAUAGUUAUUCAUCAUACAGUGAAGAAAAAACUUCCUCACGCAGUUAUUCACGUAGUAGUACAUCAAGUAAUAAACAUAAAAGAAAUACUAUAUCAUAUGUUAGAAGAGAAAAAAAAUAUAUAUAUGAUAAAAAUAAAAAAAGAAAAAGGUCAUAUAAUUAUAGUAAAUCAAAUAGUUCAUAUUCAAAUAGUAAGAGUAAUUCAAGAAGUUCAUAUGAAUCAGAUUAUCAUCGUUAUAAAAGUAGUUAUCGAAAAAUAAGUAAAAGAAAACGUAGUCAUAAAUAUACAACUUCUUCUAGUCGUAGCAAUUCAUCUUAUUCAGAAAGAAGAAGAAGAAGUAGAAGAGAUUCAGAAGUCUCCAAACCAUGGUGGGUAAAAGAAUCAGAGAAAAUGAAAAUGAGGCAAAAAAUCAAGGAAAAAAAAAUGCGUGAAAUGGCAAUUAGAGAAAAAAAUAGAAGGUAA
Plasmodium falciparum 3D7 is the source of this 1749-nucleotide messenger RNA. RefSeq names its product putative RNA-binding protein. Gene Ontology annotation, biological process: regulation of DNA-templated transcription. Gene Ontology annotation, cellular component: NELF complex; nucleus; chromosome. Lineage: Eukaryota; Apicomplexa; Aconoidasida; Haemosporida; Plasmodiidae. Gene Ontology annotation, molecular function: nucleic acid binding; RNA binding. The record is from RefSeq and is a predicted model, not a curated record.